This is a messenger RNA of Populus nigra (black poplar), 1361 nucleotides long. RefSeq lists its product as uncharacterized. Bases 106 to 1218 code for a protein of 370 amino acids. Lineage: Eukaryota; Viridiplantae; Streptophyta; Magnoliopsida; Malpighiales; Salicaceae. The record is from RefSeq and is a predicted model, not a curated record. Gene Ontology annotation, cellular component: cytoplasm. The transcript has 10 exons.
UUUUUGUUUCUACUAAACCUGUGCUAGUACUUACCUGGUCUGAAAUUUUCAAUACUAAUUAACUUCAAGUUCUAGAGUCUUGAAUAUUGGAGAAAACCCACAAUUAUGGCUACGGCUAUGAAUGUGACGAGUGCAUGUUUCUAUCUUGAAAGUAAUAGGAGAUCAGUUCAUGGUGUGAGGGUUGUUGCUUCUAAGAAUUUUUCCGUUUCAAAAACAGAGGAAGACAAGGUGAAGUUGGGUGCGUCUGAUUUGAAGGUGUCAAGGCUUGGACUUGGUGCUUGGUCUUGGGGUGACACCGGCUACUGGAACAACUCCGAGUGGGAUGAUGCGAAAACGAAGGCUGCCAAGUCGGCUUUUGAUGUCAGUAUUGAUGGAGGUAUAACUUUGUUUGAUACGGCUGAAGUUUAUGGCUCUUGGCUCUUAAAUGGUGCUGUAAACUCUGAAACUCUUCUAGGAAGUUUCAUCAAGCAAAGGAAACAAAAAGAUCCUGAAGUGGAGGUAGCUGUUGCGACCAAGUUUGCAGCUUUGCCUUGGAGGCUGGGACGUCAGAGUGUUGUAAAGGCGCUUAAGGAUUCCCUCUCUCGCCUAGGACUUUCUUCGGUAGAGCUCUACCAGCUACACUGGCCUGGAAUAUGGGGAAAUGAAGGGUAUAUUGACGGUCUUGGAGAUGCUGUUGAGCAGGGACUAGUGAAGGCUGUAGGUGUUUCAAACUACGAUGAGGGCAAACUCCGUAAUGCUUACAAGAAGCUCAAGGAAAGAGGUGUUCCACUGGCUGCAAACCAAGUAAAUUACAGCCUUAUAUACAGGCAGCCUGAGGAAAACGGUGUCAAGGCUGCCUGUGACGAACUUGGGGUCACUUUGAUUGCCUAUUCCCCUAUGGCUCAAGGUGUUCUUACAGGAAAGUACACACCAGAAAAUCCUCCGUCUGGUCCUCGAGGCAAGAUUUACACUCCCGAGUUUCUAACAAAGCUUCAACCUCUGCUAAAAAGAAUCAAAGAAAUAGGACAGAGCUACAGUAAAACUAACACGCAGGUAAUCUUGAACUGGCUGCUUGCACAAGAAAAUGUCCUUCCAAUCCCAGGGGCCAAAAAUGCCCAACAAGCCGAGGAAUUUGCCGGUGCGCUUGGUUGGAGACUCACUAGUGAAGAGAUCAAUGAGCUGCGCUCCUUGGCACAGGAUAUAAUUCCUCUAGGUUUUGCUCAAACAAUAGGGAAAUAAGAUCACGUCUCAGAAGUUACCCAGUUAGCUGUAAUAGUAGACUGACUUGUCACGGUUGUCAUCUGCAUAUUGUAAUCUUCAGGACAAACUAAAGUGCAUGUUCAAAUCCAUGAUUAAUCCAGCAAUAUGUUUGAAGCAAUAAA